Molecule: messenger RNA, 834 nt
Organism: Drosophila busckii
Lineage: Eukaryota; Metazoa; Arthropoda; Insecta; Diptera; Drosophilidae
Exons: 6
Coding region: 1-834 (277 amino acids)
Source: RefSeq, a predicted model, not a curated record
AUGCAUUAUGACAACCACAAUGCGUUGACAGGCCACAAUGCAACCGACAGGAUACUGCGACGAGGUAAACGCUAUCUGGAGUUCACCAAGGGCUCACGUAUGUCGUGGCGCACAAAUGCUAAAAACAAUUUAAUUAAAAUUAAUACGCUGUUCAGCUAUGGCUACGGUUUUCGCGCAAAUUAUCCUUUCCCAGAGCCCAAGGAUCAGCGCAAACGCAAUCGUGUUUUCUUCAAGCGUGAUUUGUUUUCAAAGCUUGAAAGCGCGCUCGAUGGUCAUGGGUUUGAUGGACGCGCUUGCUUAUUAAAAUCUUUCUGCACAGCCUUGUUUGAUGUCGAUAGAGCGCAGCAAAAGAGCGGCAUGCUCUUCAAGCUGCUUAAGCUGAUAUUCAGACGCAGCAAACGCUACCUGGACAUACUGGAAACUUCACGUUUAUUUCUUAAUUUUAAAUGCUUGCAGUUUCGCGUUAAUGUCAAAAACAAUGUCAUACCCAAGCCUACGAUAUGGGCACAUGGCUAUGGAUUUCGUGCCAAUACGCCGGUGCUGGUGAAUCGUGAGAAUCGUCCUUUUCGUCGCGACACUGUUGAGCUCAUGCAUGAGCUGCUCGAUCGCAGCGGCUUUGAUGCGCAGGCCUGUGUGCUCAAAGCUUAUUGCAGCGCUCAAAGCGCACAGCAGAGUCAGGGCUUUCUGUUUAAACUUUUAAAAUAUAUGUUGGCCUUGGAGGAUCAUGAGAAGCAUCAUUUGCCCUAUUUGCGUGAAGAGAAUUGCCAGCAGCUGCUCCAUAGUCAUUGCCCACUCAGCUUUGAUAGCAUAUCGCCAUAUACGGAUGAUGUUUGA